This is a messenger RNA of Bemisia tabaci, 2637 nucleotides long. RefSeq lists its product as uncharacterized. The record is from RefSeq and is a predicted model, not a curated record. Lineage: Eukaryota; Metazoa; Arthropoda; Insecta; Hemiptera; Aleyrodidae.
CCCGGAUGAUCUUCACCCCUUUGUUUCAUGUUUUUUAUUUUAUGAGUUUUGAAAUAUUUUUGUUUUUCUUUACACGUCAGAACCGACCGCUUUCCGUCUCUGCCUGAUUUUAUUAAUUGACAACAUGCUUGACCGUUUCCCAGCCGUUUGUAUGAUCACUUAUCAGUAUCUGUACGAUGGUGAUCAGUGAUCUGGCUCAGGUGCACGUCACUCACUUAUCGGUGCGGGCUACUCUCGCUUGCAGAGCCCUUGCUGUGAAAUUCGUGUGCCUGUAAUCGUUAAAUCUGUGCCAUUAUAUCAAUUUUUAUUGUUUUAAUACGUUACUUUUAAUAUAUCUCUUGUUUUAUUUCGUGAAGUGUCGUGGCGGUUUGUAAUUUAGAGACAUUUUACUUAUUAACAGAAGUUAGUUUUGUAGUUGACAGUCGGUGGAAAAAAAAAGUGUGUCAUCAUGCCAAUAACAACCAGGAGUAGACAACAGCCCCCCACUGCAGCUGCCGUCGCCAGCACCACUACCAAAGCAGUGAAGAAAAACGUGAAAGCAACCAAAACCUCAGAGAAAGCGCCCAUGGUAAAUCCGGAAGAACCACCUUCAGAUGAUGAUAUCCCUCUCGCCUCUGUAAAGGCAAGAGCCACUGCCAAAACCAAAGCACCAGCAGUUACGAAAGCCGCUCCCAAAAGAGCCACCAAAGCCGUGAGUGAAGUACCACCUAAAUUGCCGGUAGACGAAACUUUUGUUGUCAAUAAAGAUGAAUUAGAUACCCUAUCAAACGAAGAACCCGAUGAUUUGCCUGAACAUAAAUCAGUCGUUAUCAAGAAAUUUAUAAAAUCUAAUUCUGCAACCGAUGAAAAUGAAACAGAGAAAUUAAGUGAUAAUGAGUCGAAGCCAAAAGUUGAGCAGAAGAAACGACUGCCAGCGGUCAAGUCAAUAAAAGCUCCAAAGCUUAAAUUUACCGAGUUAGAUGUAGAGGAGUCACCUCCUAAUACGGUAAAUUUAAAAGGAGCCCAAGAACCUGUUUCAAGAGACGAAAUUAAAGAUAUUUUAUCAGAAACAAUAAUAAUAGAACCCAAGCCGGUGAAAAAAGCCCAAAAAGGUAAGCCAGCUGCACCAAAGAAAACUCUACCCGUGAGAACACAUGAGGAAUCGGAAGAUGACGAAAACUCUAACGAUGCUGCUGAGACAAAUCUGUUGAAAAAAAGCGCUAAGGAGCAAGCUGAACAUGAGGAUUCUGAUUCAUCCGAGGAGCUGAAUGUUGUAAAUUCCCAAAAGAAAAUUCCGGUGAUCGAAGAUUCUGAGUCAGAAUUUGAUCAAACAGACUCUGGUGAUCCAUGUAGUCUUGAAGAAUCAGAUGAAGAAUUUGAACCAGAAACCAAAGCCACUCAAAAAAGAGCCAUAAAGAAGGGAACCAAGGAUAAACCCCUAGAAAAUGGUGCUGUAACGAAGUCAAGAAAACCUCCUCGAAAAGCAGCGUCCAAAAAAGCUCCCAAUGUUGCAGAAGUUGAUGGUCUAUUGGGGAUGAUAAAGGAUCUAACUUUAGAUUCAAAGAAAGGUCCAAAAAAGAAAGCUGCUGCAAAAGCCAAGCCAAAAGUUACAGGAAAAAAAGUCAAGAAGCCCAAACAAGUAGACUCAGAACCGGAGACUGGCACCCUCACAAAAUACUCCUCGACAGAAAGUUUGAGGAAUGUCACAAUACGAGGCAGAUCUCAAUCUGUGGACAACCUAAACCUCACUGCAACUCCAGCAACCUUGCAGCAAAAGCCGAAGCGUGUAUUAUCCAAAGCUCCGAUUGCUAAAGUCUUAAAUGCAGAACAAGAGGCUGUAGAAUCUGCUCCUGCCAAGAAUAAAACCAGAGCUCCUAGAAAAAAAGCAGCAAAAUAGGUGAAACAGCUGAGUCCAGUUUCGUUUUGCUGCUAAUACAGGCACUCAGAAGUUGCCCCUCAUUUCCAUGAACCGUGCUGGAUCUCCAGUUCACCUGAUAUUUUCUCCUAAUUGCCUUUGUUGAUGUAAUUUGUAUCAUCGUUACCACAUAAGAUAUGAUUAGGUAUCAGCGCUGUUCCUCAUGGCCGUGCCUAUCGUUCUUUCUCGAUGUAUUUUCCUCAUUUCAGUUUUUAAUUUUCUACAUGCAACCACUGGCUUAAAAGUUCUUCUUUCAAGUUAUGAAUUAAAUAGUAAUAAUAUAUAUACUGUACUUUUCAAAUCUUCACUUACUUCAAUCACACCUCAAAGCCUGAAAAUUAUUAUUUCUCUCCCAAGGUAUCACAACUAAGAGUGUUGAACUAACAAAAAAACAGUUCCCAGAAGAAUUUUUAGGUUGACGGUAGCAUUUAUCUAGUCAACCUACAUUAGAAUUUCUUUUUAAAAAAAAUUAUCUCUUUGUUGCUGCAGCAUUUCAUGCAUUUAUAUGGACACUAAGAUAAAAUCUAAUGUUUCUUUCUCAUUUGAGAUAAAAUGAAUAACAUUAAUUGAAGGACAUUAUGGCAAAGGAGGUAGUGGAUAUUUUUAUGACUAAAUUUGCUACUUUCAAUUUCUUCUUUUGUGUGUUACCCAAGAGGACUAUGUAAUAUCUUGACUUUUUCAAAAAUCUCAGUGAAGUCCACCACAAAAGAGGCUUUCAAUUACAACCCAAUUUUCUAACAGUA